Andrographis paniculata is the source of this 2844-nucleotide messenger RNA. RefSeq lists its product as uncharacterized. Gene Ontology annotation, molecular function: RNA binding. The transcript is spliced from 12 exons. Gene Ontology annotation, cellular component: spliceosomal complex. The record is from RefSeq and is a predicted model, not a curated record. NCBI's taxonomy places the organism in Eukaryota, Viridiplantae, Streptophyta, Magnoliopsida, Lamiales, Acanthaceae. Gene Ontology annotation, biological process: mRNA processing; regulation of mRNA splicing, via spliceosome. The coding region runs from base 119 to 2512 and encodes 797 amino acids.
UUGCACCCCAUAGGCAAAUUCACACACCACAAGUAAGAACGCAUCGUACUUGCGUUUAACAAAGGCGCUUGAAGAAUCCGCUGUCCCAAAAGAAAGCCGCUACUCAAACCCUAGAAAAAUGUCGGGCGGCUUUUUCCGGGGCACCUCGGCUGACCAGGACACUCGAUUCUCGAACAAGCAGGCGAAGCUGCUUAAGUCUCAGAAAUUCCCCCCCGAAUUGGAGAAUCUGGUGGACAUGACGAAGGUUAAGAUGGAUAUCAUGAGGCCAUGGAUAGCAAAGCGUGUAACUGAACUUAUUGGGUUUGAAGAUGAAGUGCUUAUCAAUUUUAUAUACAGUCUUUUGGAGGGAAAGGCAGUAAAUGGGAAGGAGGUUCAAAUUUCACUAACUGGAUUCAUGGAGAGAAAUACAGGGAAGUUUAUGAAAGAGUUAUGGUCUCUGCUUCUUAGUGCACAGCAAAAUGUUACGGGCAUCCCACAACAAUUUCUGGAUGUAAAAGAGGAGGAAACCAAGAAGAAAAAGGCUGAGACUGAUCGAAUAGCUAGUGAAAUUAAUAGGAAUAAAGAAAGAGAGAAGCAGGAACUUGAAAUGGAGAGAAGAAAGACGGGUGGUGAAGAUUCAUUUUCAACUGAUAAGCAUACUGAGUUAGAGAUUGGUGCCAAGCACAAUUCAAGGGAGUCUAGCAUACUGCCUGCAGAUGACAAAGAAAGAAUUAAGAGAAAUGGCAGGAGGCAGAGGGGUUCACAUAGUCCAGAUUCGGCUUACCAUUCUCAAUCUCCUAGGAGGAAGCAUUCAGCAUCUCCAAGCAAGUCCUCCAAUUCUAGAAGUUACUCAAAUGAAAGAGGGAGGUCAAGAAGCAAUUCAGGAGCACCAACAUCAAGAAGUCGCUCCAUUUCCUUGGAACGACACCGCCGUCGUGGUAGAGAUCGGUCUGUGACGCCCAUUAGGAGGCAUAAUGUGCGACGCUCUCCAUCACCCAAGCAUGCAUCAUUUUAUUCCAGGCGAAGAUCAACAUCGCAUUCGCGGCACAGAUCCCCUUCUCCUGUACGAUAUAGACCUCGCUCUCCUCUCCGCCGUAGAUCUCGGUCCCCCAUACGCCGGAGAUCUCGAACCCCUGUGCGUGGUAGAUCUCCCUCCCAUGUUCGCCGGAGGUCAAGGACACCAUUACGUAGAUCACCAGCACGGUUAAGGUCCCGAACACCUUUAAGACGUAGAUCGCCUUCUCCGAUACGUCGUAGAUCCCCAUCUCCUAUCAGAAGAAAAUCUCCUUAUCGCAGGUCGCGAUCUCCGGGCAAUUACAGUUCACCAUCUCCAGUGCAUCGUCGCAUAGCAUCUCCAAUGCGGCGUGGCUCGCCACCUUCACGUCGCCAACCAUCACCCUCUCGAAGACGGUAUCACCGGUCUCCUUCAACCCCACCACGGCGAUCUGUAUCUCCAGCUCGAGGUAGGUCAUCUUUGCGUGGCCGGAAGAAAUCCUUUAGUCCUGCUCAUCGAAAAUCUACUCCCGAAGGAUCUAGUUCGCCCUCCCUUGACCGCCGUGGUUCUCUUUCUCCCAUUGAGAGAGGAUCUUUGAAAACUGUCAGAUCAUCAAUGGAGUCUCCCCGAGGAAAAACCAGAAGACGUGGUGCUUAUUCUCCAGUUCAGGGUGCUUCUGAUAAAAAAGAGGAGCUUCCAAUGGAUAGCCAGAGGGGAGUAAAAUCUGUGGAAAGCAAGCCCGUCAUUUCUCUGAGGUCUCCGCAGAGGGAUAUGCUGGAUCAAGAUGAUUUACAUGAAAAAAAUCAUGACUUGUCGGCUUCUAGGUACAAGUCCUCGCUUGUGUCGCAUGUUUCCAGGAGCAGAAGUUACAGUGAUGAUAGGAGAUCGACCAGUCCUCAUGGUAACGAUGAAAUAGAUGCCCCUGGGACAAAGUCCAGAACGACCCAACUGCGAAACAGUGAUACGGUCUCUAAUAAGAUGGAUGACGAUGACAAUGAUGGUGCUCGAGUUACGGCUAAGAAAAUAAGUCAGGAAGAUGAUGGCAAAGGCACUCGUCAAUAUUCGCAACAGGAAACUUCCCAUAAACCAAGGAAUUUCAGGGAGAAUGAUCAGAAUGGUUCUCGGGAUUCUCCAUCGAAGGAGGCUAAUGAGAGCAGAGGUAAAAUCAAGGAGAAGCAGAAACGUAGGAAAUCGGAUAGCCAAGAGAUGGAAUCAGAUGACUAUUCAAGCUCUGAUUCCUAUGAGGAUAGGAAAGAGGCUAAAAGAAAAAGAAAGGAAGAAAAAAAGCUGAAAAAGGAAAAAAAGCGACGCCGCCGGGAGGAGAGACGCAGAAGAAGGGAAGAGACGCGAGCAGAGAAGAUAAAGCUGAAGUCAGGUGAUUCUGACGACAGUUCAUCUCCUGAUCGAGGGCGACGCCAUCCUGAAGAGAAACAUGUCAAAUUGCAAGCCGAGGCGCAACUCGAUCAGAAGAAGCUUGAAAUAGAGCUCCGUGAAAAGGCUUUGGAGACGCUUCGAGCCAAAAAGGGCCUCGGCAAUUGAACUUUCUGAUGCUCUCGAGCAUUUCGCCGGUUGCUUUUACGAACGUCUUGUUGCGGUAAUGAAUGAUAGGAUGAAUUAAUGUACUUACUUUACUGUGUUUGGUCUUUCUGAAAUGGAUGAAUGAUGGUCUGAGGUAACGAGGUAGUAGUCAUUUGAGUGUAAGUUUAUGCCGAAUUUUCUGUCAUACUCAUUUACAGGCCUUUUUAAUGUUUUCUAAGAUGGAAUUUAGUAGAUGAAAAAGAUAUGUAUACAUUUUCUGUGUUCUGGAAAUCUUAGAAGGACCUAUUUGAUGUUGUUUUGAUUAUCUAUCACUUCCAUGAGCCAGUUUUUCA